Messenger RNA from Lotus japonicus, 1219 nucleotides. Its product is annotated as NDR1/HIN1-like protein 6. The record is from RefSeq and is a predicted model, not a curated record. Gene Ontology annotation, cellular component: plasma membrane. The transcript has a single exon. Bases 107 to 883 code for a protein of 258 amino acids. Lineage: Eukaryota; Viridiplantae; Streptophyta; Magnoliopsida; Fabales; Fabaceae.
ACUCUUCUUCUGUCUUUCAUUCCUCUUUUAUACUCUCUCUGUUCUCUUCACUCACUCCACUAUCAAUUUCUGGAUCUCAUUCCAAUUUCCCAUUCUAUCCCCAAAAAUGACUGAACCAACCACCAAACCCAACGGCCUAGUUAACGGCGUCGCCGCCACCAACGGCAACCCCGGCGGCCCUGUGAAAAACCAGCUCUACAACCCCAACCGCCAAAUGUACCGUCCCCAGUCGCACUACAACCGCCGCCACCGCUCCAACCGGAGCCUCUGUUGCUGCUGCUGCUUCUGGACAAUCCUCAUCCUCCUCUUCGCCGCGCUCGCCGCCGCCAUUGUCGGCGCGGCACUCUACGUCCUCUACCGCCCUCACCGCCCGGAAUUCUCCAUCACCAACCUCCGCAUUGCCAAGAUGAACCUCACCACCUCCGCCGACUCGCCGCCGCACCUCACCACACUCUUCAACCUCACCCUCAUCGCGAAGAAUCCCAACAACCACCUUAUCUUCUUCUACGAGCCGUUCUCCGUCACCGCGUUCUCAGAUUCCGUGCAAAUCGGUAACGGGUCGCUCACCGCGUUCGGGUCCGACAAGAACAACCAGACGAGCCUCCGUGCGGUGGUUUCCGGGUCGCAGGAUCUGGACACGGAGUCGCUGAGUAGCUUGAGAUCGGGGUUGAAGGCGAGGAAGGGGUUUCCGGUGACGAUUCAGAUGGAUACGAAGGUGAAGAUGAAGAUGGAGUGGCUGAAGAGCAAGAAGGUGGGGAUUCGAGUGAGGUGUACCGGAAUCAGAGGGACGGUGCCCGCCGGAAAGUCGCCGGCGGUGGCUUCCGUUAUCAACUCUGAAUGUAAGGUGGAUCUUCGAAUCAAGAUCUGGAAAUUCUCAUUCUAGUUUUUUUUUUGUGAGUCUUUGAUUGAUUGAUUGAUUAUUAUUAUUAUUAUUAUUAUUGCCUUAAUCAAAAUAUUAUUAUUAACCAAUAAUCAAUCCAAUCAUCAACUCUUUCUCUUUUUUUAUUAUAUUUUUUUAAGUUUCAUUCUUUUUGGUUUCCAUAAUUGCCUUUUGAUUUGUGAUGAGAUUUGAGAAGAUGAAAUUUGUAUGGACAGGAAACAAUACUGAGAGAUUUAGGCCAUGGAAGCCCUAAAAUUGGGGUUUUGGGUGGUAAUUGUUGCUUUAAUUUGUUUCAAAGAUUUUAUAGUAAUGCAACUGCAUAUUAUAACUGGUUUGGAA